AUGUGUGUGUGGUUUUUUUUUUUUUUUCCCCUGUUUCUGCAGUUCCUCAAACAACUGGGUGUUUGCUCCAGCUGGCAGUUUGUUGAUGUUUAUGGCCUUGACCCUGAGCUCCUGAGCCUGAUCCCACGACCUGUUUGUGCUGUGUUACUUCUCUUCCCUGUUACAGAAAAGAGGAGGAAGAAAAAAUUAAAAUCCCACGGUCAAGAUGUGGAUUCCUCUGUAUACUUCAUGAAGCAAACAAUAAGCAAUGCCUGUGGAACAAUCGGUCUUAUUCAUUCAGUGGCAAACAACAGAGAAAAGCUUGCUUUUGAAAUUGACUCUGCUUUGAAAAAGUUUAUAGAUGAAUCCCUUUCAUUGAGCCCUGAUGAAAGAGCCAAGUUUCUAGAAAGAGAUGAAGUAAGCAAACUUUGUUUCAAUUAA
Molecule: messenger RNA, 420 nt
Organism: Staurois parvus
Lineage: Eukaryota; Metazoa; Chordata; Amphibia; Anura; Ranidae
Source: the annotation of a GenBank genome assembly